AUGGAGUCAAAUGUUCACAGAUGCAAGGUGAGGAUGUCAGGAUUGUCGUCACUGCAUCCCGUCAUCGCCUCCAUGAAUCCUGCGGCUUAUGAGGGCCUUCCCAUGAGCAUUGAACUGGAUAAUGAUGAAAGUGACGAUGAGGAACAGGAUGAAGAAACAGAUAAUGAUGACUCAGUUGUGGAACCACAGAACUCAAAGAAAACAGCACAAAGAAACAGAAAUGGUAAGAGAAAGACUGAACAAGAAUCAGAGGAGCGAUCCGAAGCAUCGGAAGAGGAGAAAGAAGAGAAAAGUAGAAAGAAAAAUGUGCAAAAUAGGACCAAAUCAACCAAUAGAAACAACUCAGAUGGAGCAGAGGAAGAAAUAACUAAAAAUAGGAAGAACAGGAGAAAUGUAAGAUCUAAGAAGGAAGAUUCUGAUGUUGAGGAGAGUGAUGAUGAGUCAGUGGCUCUAAGUAUGACAGCUGUUGACAGCCGGCUGAGUGACUUCACAGACAAGGGAUCUAUCGUCGGCCAGCAGUGUAAGGAGCUGCUGACGGUCCCCGUGCCUUUUUUCCAGCGAGUAGGAGAAGGGGGAGCCGUGGUCCAGGUCUGUGAGGAACCAGCUCCACGACCUCACAUACGCACCCUGGGACCCGAGGAGUUGCAGAUCCCGCAGCCCCCCCUUCUUCUCAUCGUACACCAGCCACAGGGCCGGGUCCACGUCGGGCUAAUGGAGACAUGCCUUAUGGCACUGGGCUGCCCGGUGAGUCUGGAAAAAGCUCCGGACCCAGCACAAAGAUUAAGAGGGAGCCGGGAGGCCUUCCUCACCACUGCCGUGGUUGGGGCCAUGAAGAGACUGCAGCAGUCCCCUGGCGGGCCAGAUGGCACUUUGUGGGCACUCCUCCCAGGCCAGGCGGAUGAAAAUCAGGCGCCGGAAGGAGUACACGUGGCGGAGGCCUGCAUCCUUGAGGCCGAGCGGGAUUGGCGCAAUCCCGGACCUGACCUCCCCCGGUUGAUGGAGGUGGGGGAGGAGGAGCUCGCUGGAGACAAAGGGCGGGACAUUAGGAAUGAUGAUCCUCUGGGCGGCGGCCUCAUGGGGGUCCACCGCCAGAAAGGUCCCACCCACAAAGUGCACAUUAAGCCAAACAAAGGUGCUCAGUACUUAACAGAUUUUUCAUUGUACGGUGCCAGCAAAGAAAGUAGUAUUUUUGUGUUGAAGCGAAGAUACAAAAUAAUGUACCAACUAAGCCCAGUCACCUGCAGUAACUCGGAAGAAGAAUCUGAAGAAGAAGAAAUCAUUACAGAGGAAGAUAUGGCCAAGCUGAAGGAGGAAGUAGAAGAAAAAAAGAAACUAAUUGCAACUUUACGAAACAAACCCUCACCCAUGAAACAGAAAUUACAGUUAUUGAAAGAAGCACAGCAAUUUGUGGAGAAAUUUGAAGGUGCACUUGGGAAAGGAAAAGGCAAGAGGUUUUAUGCCUAUAAAGUAAUGAUGACGAAAAAAUGGAUGAAAUUUCAGCGUGACUUUGAGAACUUCAAAACUGCUUGUAUUCCAUGGGAAAUGAAAAUAAAAGAGAUUGAAAGUCACUUUGGUUCAUCAGUUGCUUCAUAUUUCAUAUUCUUAAGAUGGAUGUAUGGAAUUAAUAUGGUUCUGUUUGGAUUAACCUUUGGUUUGGUCAUGAUCCCUGAGGCUCUGAUGGGAAAACCGUAUGGUAGCAUGCCAAGAAAAACUGUUCCAAAGAGUGAGCAAACCUCAGCCAUGAACUUUGCUACAUUGUGGGAUUUUGGGGGAUAUGCACAAUAUUCUGUCCUUUUCUAUGGUUACUAUAAUAACCAGCGGACAAUUGGAUGGCUGAAGUUCAGGCUACCCUUGGGCUACUUCCUGGUGGGAAUUGGUACAAUAGGAUACAGCUUCAUGGUGGUGAUUAGAACAAUGGCAAGCAAUGCGAAUGAGGAAGGUGGCGGAGAUGACACAAGUUUUAACUUUAGUUGGAAGAUGUUUACAAGCUGGGACUACUUGAUUGGCAAUGCAGAAACUGCGGACAAUAAGUUUGCUUCCAUCACCACCAGUUUUAAGGAAUCCAUUCUUGAGGAACAAGAGAAUCGGAAAGAAGGAAAUAUCCAUUUAACCAGAUUCUUACGGGUUUUUGCCAACUUUUUGGUACUCCUCACUCUGGCUGGAAGUGGCUAUCUUAUUUUCUUCGUCGUCAGAAGGUCUCAGAAGUUCGCUCAGGAGGGACUGGACGACUAUGGAUGGUGGGAAAGAAAUGAAGUAAAUAUGGUCAUGUCGCUGCUGGGUAUGUUCUGUCCAAUGUUAUUUGACAUCAUUAGUCCUUUAGAGAACUACCAUCCACGAAUUGCACUCCAAUGGCAACUGGGCCGCAUUUUUGCUUUGUUUCUUGGUAACCUCUACACGUUUAUUAUCGCGUUAUUGGAUGAAAUUAAUCUUAAGCUUGAAGAGGAAAAGAUUGUUAGAUACAAUAUUACUAUCUGGGAGAAGAACCUUUAUAAUGGAACUUGGCUGGAGAACUCAACUUCACAUCCUCCAUUGGAUGUAGAUCCUGCAAUUGUACCCAGAGGACCAUGUUGGGAGACCAUGGUGGGGCAGGAGUUUGUACGGCUCACUGUUUCAGACACAUUGACUACCGUCAUUACCAUACUGAUCGGCGAUUUUCUCCGUGCUGUUUUUGUCAGAUUUAUUAAUUACUGCUGGUGUUGGGACCUGGAGUAUGGAUUUCCUUCCUAUGCCGAAUUUGAUAUCAGUGGGAAUGUUCUGGGUCUGAUCUUCAAUCAAGGCAUGAUAUGGAUGGGUGCCUUUUAUGCUCCGUGUCUUCCAGCUAUCAAUGUUCUACGUCUCCUGGCCUCCAUGUAUCUGCAGUGUUGGGCAGUCAUGUGCACUAAUGUUCCACAUGAGCGCGUGUUCAAGGCUUCAAGAUCAAAUAACUUCUACAUGGCCAUGUUGCUGAUCAUCUUGUUCUUGUCAACACUGCCUGCGGUUUACACCAUUGUCUCAAUACCGCCGUCCUUUGAUUGUGGUCCAUUUAGUGGGAAAGAUAGAAUGUUUGAUGUUAUUCAAGAAACUCUGGACAAUGACUUUCCAGCAUGGUUUGGAAAAGCUUUCACUGCUGCGACCAAUCCUGGUUUGAUUCUGUCUUUCAUUUUACUUAUGGCUUUAGCUAUCUAUUAUCUUCAGACAACCUCUGAAUCAUAUAAGGCUGCAAACUUGGAAUUAAAGAAGAAACUACAGAAUCAAAGUGAUGAAAAUAAAAAGAGAAACAAACGGAAUGCCACAGCUGCAGCAAAUCAGAUGGAAGAACUACAGAAUUCCAUGCAGAAAGCCAACCAAAGAGCAACAGGAGGUGAUAUGGAUAAGAAACCAAAUGGAGUUAAUUCUUCAAACGAACAUUCAGCUCAUGGUGCCUAUCCACCCAAUGGAAGAGGAAUGAGACUUGCUGCUCCACCACGAGUGGCUGUGACUCGACCACCAGGGCCAAGAGGACCUGGCCAAUUGCCAGGUCUACCUCGUUAUCCUGGACCACAGCAGUACCAUGGAGCUCAUCCAAGGAUGCCCAGAGGUGGUACUGCUUAUAGAUAA
This is a messenger RNA of Carcharodon carcharias (great white shark), 3576 nucleotides long. It is a transcript of the gene tmc1, whose product is annotated as transmembrane channel-like 1. Gene Ontology annotation, molecular function: mechanosensitive monoatomic ion channel activity. Gene Ontology annotation, cellular component: plasma membrane. Lineage: Eukaryota; Metazoa; Chordata; Chondrichthyes; Lamniformes; Lamnidae. The transcript is spliced from 26 exons. Gene Ontology annotation, biological process: vestibular reflex; detection of mechanical stimulus involved in sensory perception of sound. The coding region runs from base 1 to 3576 and encodes 1191 amino acids. The record is from RefSeq and is a predicted model, not a curated record.